AUGAAUAAUUUUAUUUUCAGCAAUUAAACGAGGUUUAUAAUAUUUUAUUUAAUAAACUAUUUAGACCAUAACCUAAUAUAUAAAAUUAGAAUGAAUUGGCAACAAUAAUAAUUGACCCAGCCACUAGAUUAUCAUAACUUAUAAUACUUUUAAUAUUUACAAAUGCAUAUAUAUUAAUUUACACAACUUAUUUGAUGCUAGAUUAUGAGCUAAUUGUACUGAUAGUAUUCUAUUGGAUUAUUGACAUAAUAGUGAUUUUAACACUGUCAAUUUUGAAAAUCAAGUUAUUAUUUAAUAAAUAUAAUAGGUAUAAAAUUACAGUAGGUAAUCUUUUGAUUGAUACAUUUUUGGCAGCUAUUUUUAAAACCACAAUUCUGAUAAACUUUACAUACUCUGAACUAGAUAUCCAAUAUUUUAGUUAUGUUAUUAUGGCCUAUUAUUUCAUAAGAUCUGUGGUAAUCAAUAUUAGGAAAAUUGCAAUCAAUGAAAAUAUAACAUAAUACUCUUUUGUAUAAUGAUAUUCAUUAUAUCUUAGCUUGUUUAAGGUGUAAAAAUCUUAUUAGUACUUUAAUUGAUGUUAAUAACCAUGAGAUGGAAAUGUACAAUUUAUUGGAGUUGGUAUACAACAUUUAGUGUUGCAUGGGGUUUAUUAGUUAUAUGUUUUAUUGUUCAUUUUGUAUUUUUACUUUCAAUAGGUGAAACAUUAAUAGAUUAUUAUAAAAAGAAAACAACUAAAACAUAAUUAGUAGGUGGCAUUUGGUUAACUUUUUAUUUAUGUGGAUUUAGCGGAAUUCCUAUGUGGUUUUGUUAUAUAUUAUGUUAAAACCAAGAGGCAAAGAAUUUUCCAACAUCUGAUUAAGCAACUCUAUUAUGCAUAUUGAUUAUUUCUUAUAAUCUUUCUCUUCUAGUGAUUACUGCAGUAUGUAAAGCUUAACUUACGUAAAAAACUAUUAUCAUUCUAAAUUUAGGUAAUUUAUUAAAGAUAUGGGAUUUGAUAUUGAAAUUCCUUAAGAGCCAGUUGUCCAAGAGGAAAAAUUACCUUAUCAUUUUCUUAAAAUAUCCUUACCAUAAAAAUUAAUAUAAAUAUCUUCAACUUACUUUGAUUUCUCUUUAGAGUAAAAUAAACAAUUUAAAUAAUAAUAACAUGUUUCAAAUAGUAAUUUCAGUGUUGUAAAUCAAAAAGCUAGACUCAAAGCUUUUGAAUUUAUGGCCAAAACUGAAUAAAUUAAUUCACCAGUAGAGAGAGAAUCAGGACUUGUAAAAAAUGAAGAAAAAUGUUAAGUUUGUUUUGAUAAUGAACCUUAAAUUGUAAUGCUCCCUUGUUAACAUGGUGGUAUCUGUGAUGAUUGUCUUUAAAAAUGUCUAAAGAAAUCACCUAAUUGUUACUUAUGUAGAAAGGUAUCUUAUGUAUAUUUAUAAAGAAAAUUCAAAAACUGCUUAGAGUUUCUAAAGAGACUUCUGGGAAAUUUGCAAUAAAUGACAUUGCAUUAUGUGAUGCAUGAAAUUAAUACUCUAUUAAAAUGCGC
Paramecium sonneborni is the source of this 1526-nucleotide messenger RNA. NCBI's taxonomy places the organism in Eukaryota, Ciliophora, Oligohymenophorea, Peniculida, Parameciidae. The record is from the annotation of a GenBank genome assembly.